AACUCCUCAGUCACUGUUUUGACCGGAAUGAGUUUUGGUUGAAUGGAAAACAUUCCCAACCGAGUUUUUAUUGACAGCGUGACUGUGACGUUUUCAUAAAAACGGAGCUCGUCUGAUUUUGAAAAUAAAAAUAAGGGAAAAGUGAAAGCAAUAAGAACGAAAUAGUUUUUUUCUUCUUCGCCGGGAGGAAAAAAAAACUUUUGACGGAAAACGUUUUCUUUUAAAAAUGCUGAAAUAGUGAAAAGAGGAAGAUUUUUCUCAGCUUUUUCAUACUUUUUGUGCAAUUCUCUUUUAAUCUUUUACAUUUCCGUAAGAGAUUUUUACGGUUAAAUAAUGAAAUAGAUUUUUGAAAAGAAACUAAAAACACUUAUUCGUUGUGGAAUUUCUGUGGGAAAAACAUUCAGUUAAAUGUACUUAGACAAAUGAAAAAUGGAGACCAACUGGAUAAUUAAAAGAAGUUGGAUUUUUAUCAUGAUUGGAUUAGGAUUCGUAAAAGGAAAACUUGUAUUCCGCAAUCCUCUUCAUGAGCCCAGAGUAUAUGAAGGAGCACCCCCUGGAAUAAAAGUGACCACUGUCCAAGCAUAUGAUCCUGGUCGAAAAACUGUAACUUACAACUUGUUAGAUGUCCGAGAACAUACUUACUUUAGCAUGGACUCUGCAUCGGGAAAUAUCUCAACGUCUAAGACAAUCGAUAAAAAAGUCGGUGAUAUUUAUGAAAUUAUUGCCGUUGCAAUCAGCCAAGGAGAAACCAAACUACGCCAACUUCAAAUUACUGUUACAGAAUUCAACAUCCAUCCGCCAGUGUUCGAGCAUGAUGUCUAUCGAGGUGAACUGCAUGUUCGAUCAAAAGUAGGUUCAUCUGUCCUCAAAGUUAAAGCCAAAGAUGAGGACACAAUUCCAUAUAAUACAGAAGUGUUCUACAAAUUGGAUCAUCCAGAGGACCCAAGAGGUCGCUUCAUAAUUGAUCCGCAAUCUGGUGUCCUGACUUUAGCAAAGUCACUUGAAUCUGGAACUUCAGAGCCUGUGGUCGAGUUGGGAGUAACAGCUGUCGAUGGUGGAUCACCUCAGCGAACGGAUUAUGCGAGAAUUGAAAUAUUGGUCAAGACAAUAUCAGAACCGAGAGGUGUACGUGCCGCAAAUGCAACAGGUUCUACUGUUCAAGUUUGCUGGACUCGCCCAGAAUAUGGCCAAGUCUUGGGAUACAUUGUUAAGUACAGGGAAGUUCAGAAUCCUCACGGGGCGCCCUCUUUUCUAAACAUAACCUCUGAUGCAACAUCGAAAUGCUCAACGCUUGUUGAAUUGAAACCCUGGACAGAUUAUGAGUUUCGUGUGUACGGCUGGAAUAGAUUCGAAACUGGUCAAGGAAGUACUGUGGGCAGCUUUGGAACUAGACCUGAUUAUUGCCAAAUUAACAUCUGCCAGCACGGUAAAUGCCAAAUCCUGAACGAAGAGCCAGGUUACCAUUGCAAAUGUGAUGACGGGUAUUUCGGAGAAGUCUGCGAUAAGUUCGAUCCUUGUUCCCUCACCCCAUGCGAGAAUUUCGGAAAAUGCUGGAACAUAUCGAGUAACAAAUAUCGCUGCGAAUGUUUGCCUGGAUUCUCCGGUGAAAACUGCAGUGAAUUCAAUCCAUGUGCUAUACGACCGUCACCCUGCUUACAUGGUGGGAGAUGUGAGAGUACCUCCAGUCAUAAGUAUCAGUGCUACUGUACUAAGGGUUAUUAUGGCAAGACAUGCCAGUUCUUCGAUCCUUGUUCUUUAGAUCCGUGCCAAAAUGGUGCAAAAUGCCAAAAUGCAUCGCAAGAAGAGUAUGUUUGUAGAUGUGUUGCUGGAUUUGCUGGUAAACAAUGUGAGAUAGAUAUAGAUGAAUGUGCAUCAUCUCCAUGUAAACAUGGUGCAACAUGCAGAGAUGGAAUAAACGCAUACCAUUGUCGUUGCUCUCCGGGCUAUAAAGGAAAACGAUGCAAUAUUGUUGAACACUGUCCUCCUCACACAGUUCACAGCAAUAAAGGGGUGUUCCGCUGGAAUUCUACCUCCCAUGGGAGGGCUCAGCUGAUCGAGUGUCCUUUCGGCUCAACAUACCCUGACCGGGAAUCCGCCACUGGAUAUGCCAGGAGGCGCUGUUACCUUCUGUCCAACGGAUCAGUGUCCUGGGGACGAACAGAUCUCAGCAGCUGUCGAGAAGAGGGUUUUAAAAAUGCAGAAGAUCUAACUGGUGAACUGUGGGUACUUACAGAAGAUCCUCGGCAUCUAAACGUCGAACGUCUUCACGAAGCCACGAAGCAAAUUGAAGGAGUUCUGGAAUAUGCUCUUUAUGACAAAAAAAUCGCCCAUAACAUGUUAUCAAUAGUGAGUAAUAUGUUAGCAAUCAAUGAAUCUCUAUUAUGGACAGGCGACCAUAAUGGAACAGCUGUUACUAGGAUAACGGAUUUGGUGGAUAAAUUUGCAUCGGAAGUAAACUUAGAGAAGGGUGAAGACAUUCAAUUGGAGACGGAGAACCUGGUGGUCAAGGCUGUGUCCUGGGAUCCGGAAUCUAAUGGCCUUAAUGGAGAGGACUUGACCUUCUCUGUCCACUACCAGGCACGACAAAGAAGAGAAUAUACGAGUAAAGGAAGAUAUAGGCCAUUACCUCCUUCGCAAUCUUUCUGGGAUGAGGAGAAGUCAUCAUUUUAUAAUGACGCUGAAUUGACAAUUCCUGUCGAAGCACUUCUGUUGGCCCAAAACCAAACAUAUCAGGAGCUUAGAGUUAAAUUCGUAGCCUACAAAAACGAUAAGUUUUUCCGAGAAAAGUCAUCAGCCAGGUGGCAACUAUGCUACGACCGCGACAACUAUCGAAGAAGAUAUAAUUGUCUUUAUACCGGUACAUCAGGAUAUCCAGGUCGCCGAGUACUUCAAGCCAGUAUAUUGAAUGCCACAAUUACUAAUCUUUCAACGCCUUUAAUGUAUGUAAUGCCAUCACCGGCCAAUGUAAGAGUUUAUUGCACAUAUUGGAAAGAACAUGAACGUGUAUGGUCAACGGAUGGAUUGAUUACAAAUCAAAGUGGAAAUUCUACAUUAUGUUUAUCUUCUCAUAUGACAUCUUUCUCACUGUUAUUUGAUCCGUCUCCAAAUGAAGGAAUCAACCCUGAUCACUAUUUCACUCUCUCAAUAAUUUCUUAUGUUGGCUGUGGAUUAUCUAUGCUUGGACUUACAUUGACUAUCAUAACUUAUUCUUUAUUCAGAUGUUUAAAUCGGGACCACCCGGGUCAAAUUCUGAUACAACUUUGUAUAUCCAUGCUUAUGAUGAAUACUGUAUUCGUACUUGGAUCACAAAGAGGUAGUAUUUUAGGUGGUAUAGAUGUUUGCGUUACGGUCGCAAUUUUGAUACACUACUUCUUGCUGGCAACACUAACCUGGAUGUGCGUUGAAGCUAUUAAUAUGUAUCAGCUCCUUAUCCACGUCUUUGCAACUUCUGAAUCACAUUUCAUGCUGAAAAGAUCAGUUCUCGCUUGGGGUAUACCUUUCAUUGUUGUUGGAAUAACGGUGUUGAUGGACUGGGAGGUUUACUACAAUCAAAAUGAAUAUUGUAUGUUGUCAGCUGCGAAUCCAUAUGUCUAUUACAUCAGCUUUUUGGGUCCAUCCUGCCUCAUCUUAUUCAUCAAUCUGACAGUAUUUCUUAUGGUCAGCAGGGUACUUUUCACCCCAAGAAACGUAUCAGCUAAAAAACCUCCACAAUGCACUAAAAAAGAUAAGUUCCUCGUUACCACGGCCCAAGUUAAAGGAGCCUUUACAGUCAUGGUCCUCCUCGGAGUUUCAUGGGUGUUUGGUGCUUUUGCUGUUGGUUCCGCUAGACUUGUCUUUCAGUACAUAUUCUGCAUUUCUAACUCUUUGCAAGGUUUCCUCAUAUUUUUAGUUAGAUGUUUACAAUAUCCAGAAGCCAGAAGCGCCUGGUAUCAGUUACUGAAAACAGGUACUUUCAAGAAGUACAGAGGAAUGGCACCUCCAGGAAGUUGGUCUGGUAACUCAAAUUCAGCGCAUAAUAAACAAAAUGGCCAGUCUACAACUACCCGACUUGGUAGUGCCGACAUGACCAAUACAGGACCUUUCAAUACUAACGCUUUUUGGGGUGAAAAGGGAGCACUUCCAGCUGACGUAACAGCAAAUGUGAAAGAUGAUUAUUGUGACGUAGGAUAUGAUGAUCCAAUACCUGCUAUACCAUCUGAUGUUGUCUUAGAAUAUGCCAUAACUCACAGGGGGUCGGCGCAAUUGUUAACCUUCAGCAGCAGCGGGAACACCCUUAAAAGCACAGCUAGUAAGGAAGACAAAGCCAGACGAGGUUCAAAAAACAAGAGCAUCAGCAGAUCGAACUCGGAAUCUUCUCAAGAUCAUUCUAAGAUUGGAAGUGACCAGUUAGGAUCUGAAGUCACAAGCAGUCACUAUACGUUUGGCUUAAGUCCCGCAGUGGUGGUCGAAUCAACAGACAGUGACCAUGAAGAUAAAAACUCUUAUCAGGAAGCAGUUAGCAAUGACAUUACUUCUUCCAAAGACACCCAAAAUAGCUCUCUGCCAGCAGAACCAAAAAGCAGGAGUUCGUAUGGAUCUUCUAUUGGAUACAUAGAUGACGAGGCUGAGUUGAGGGACAAAAUAGCUGCCAACACACUAGAUCGCAAACUAUAUGCUUCGAAAGCUUCGACCAUAUUUGGACAUGUAAAACCGGAUUCCCCUCCUGAUCUAGACAAGCAGAACUCGUGGCCUAGAACUUUAAGUUCAUUUUUAGGGGGUAAAGAGCCAGCUAAAUAUGCAGUAUCAGAUAUUAGUAGUGCCAACCAAAAACGUUCUCCGAAUGUUGCGGAUAUUCAAGAUCGCCAUACUUGCCAAUCUAUACCCCUUCAAGUUAGGCCAACAUCAUCAGUUAUGCCUGUGUACUCGCCACCUAUUAGGGAGAGUGAAUUUACCCGCUUAAGUCCAAGUAUUCAUUCUCCACUAUCUGAUAGGUCAAUUGGAGACAUGUCUCAUCAUCAUAUCCACCAUCAUCACCAUGGUUUGCCAGACAUGUAUUCCCACGUGGUACCUCCACCUCCAAUCAGGGGGUGGCAAAUAAGUCCAGUGGGAAGUGGUGAUGUAAUUGAUGGUAAAGAAAGUGAAGUGUCGAUAUCUGGUCCUGAAACACAUGUGUUCGUGCCACAGUCACUGGCAGUGAAUAGUCAAAAACCAGUUCAUGAAGGCAUCCCUCCAGACCAAGAAACUUUCAGAAUAUGGGAGAGACAAGGCUUAGUCUCCCCCAGCGAAGCAAUGCUGAAAGAUUCGGCCGCUUCUAGACUCUAGAACAACUGAAUGUGUGUGAUAUGCUUCUCAAAAUUACAUUUCGGUAUUAUUGUAAUUCUAUACGUAAAUGGUGAUACAAACAAUUUAAGACAGUCAUAUACUGGAUCAUAAUUAGUUGAUCGUACAAUUUCAAACUCCUGUAGUUUGAAGUCGAUGCAUUUUUUCGGUGACAUUCACUGUCAUUAUUUUCUGAAAAACCUUUUUUUAUAAUUGUAGAUCUUGAACUAAAUAGUUGUCUUUUUACCACUCUUUCCUAUCAUGAUUUUUUUCUAUUUUAUAAUGUUUUUGUUACAAAUAUUAAUGUUGUCAAUUUUUUCUUCAUUAUUUUGGUCUACUUAAAGGAGAUUGCAUUAAUCUCAAAGUUUUUUUCAAUACUAAUUGUAUGAUAUCAUAAAAUACAUUUUUGUGCAGGAUGUAAUGUAACAACCACCCCUUAUAUAUAUAUUUUUAAAAUUCUUGUAAAGUAAUAUGCAUAUUGUGGGUCACAUAUUGAUAAGCCGUGAAAAAUAAAAAUAUGGUGAGUUACUAUUUGGUGAAUUACUAAGUGGUCAGGAUAAAUGCAUAAGAAGUAGCUUGAUUCUUAGAUAAAACUGAAAAACUUCUCUAAUAAUCACCAUUCACCACGUUUAGGUACCAUCUGACAUUCAGAAUUGUUUUAAUUUUUUGACUUCGAUAAUAAUUCGCCACAUUUGGAUAAGGUUUUAUUUUUAUUAAACUAGUUUAAGUCUUUAAAAAACUGAAAAGCGUCUCGAAUAAUCGCUAUUUAUCGUACUUAGGUAAUAUCAAGCAUUCAAGCUUGUUUUGGUCUUAUUAUUGACUUCAAUGAUGAUGCUCCAUAUUUUGAUAAUGUUUUUACUUUUCCUAACCUAAAAAUUAAAACGUGACCUAUAGUGUGAAUAAUCUAUUACUUCAUUUUCAGCAAGAAUUCUUAUAAUCUCAUUUGAUCAAAAAUAACUGACUAACUUUUAAAAAUUUGGUCACUUAACAAAAUUGCAUGAAUUUUAGAUGUUUUAAAAUUAUUUUCCUUUCAAUAUUGGUAAUUUUACAAUAUAAAUUAAUUUCAAGUGAAUGUUACUGUAUAAUACAAAAUCCGUUUAACAAUAGAACAUUACAUGAAAAGCAAUUGAAACAAACUAAUUUUCAUUAAAUAUGAUCAAUUAAAAAUUGAAAACUGUGAUACAUAAAUGAAAAUAUUCUAUUUCUUUUUGAUCAAUUAUGGAAUUUCUUCGAAACCCUAAAUUUCAGUCAAUUUGAACACUUUUUUAAUAAUCUUAGCGGUGUAUUACGAGCUUUGCAAUAACCCGAGGACAUAUUAAACCGGUAAUGCACAAAUGUUGGUGAACAGACCACAUAAGGAAUUGUUGAUAAACACUUUUGUCAAAAAAUAUUUAAUUUCAACUACAAAACAAAAACUUCAAAAAUAUUUUAUUAAUCGUAACAUUUGUAUGAGUUCUAUUUGAACUUUUAAUCUCAGAAAUCUUUAAUAAAUGUAUUUCCCUUUUAAGGAAUUGCAAACCA
Molecule: messenger RNA, 6819 nt
Organism: Parasteatoda tepidariorum (common house spider)
Lineage: Eukaryota; Metazoa; Arthropoda; Arachnida; Araneae; Theridiidae
Source: RefSeq, a predicted model, not a curated record